Siniperca chuatsi (mandarin fish) is the source of this 5485-nucleotide messenger RNA. RefSeq names its product voltage-dependent calcium channel gamma-6 subunit-like. Bases 958 to 1818 code for a protein of 286 amino acids. Gene Ontology annotation, molecular function: calcium channel regulator activity. The transcript is spliced from 7 exons. Gene Ontology annotation, cellular component: membrane; L-type voltage-gated calcium channel complex. NCBI's taxonomy places the organism in Eukaryota, Metazoa, Chordata, Actinopteri, Centrarchiformes, Sinipercidae. The record is from RefSeq and is a predicted model, not a curated record. Gene Ontology annotation, biological process: regulation of calcium ion transmembrane transport via high voltage-gated calcium channel; calcium ion transport.
CUUGUUAAUAUCAUUGUCGUGAUAUUUGUGAAGUGGCGGCGAGCGUUGUGAAGCAGGCGUACAGCACGUGUUAAAGAGUGAAAAAAUAAAACUAAUGUGUCUAAUUUCAGCAUGAUAUUUUCUGGCUGCUGAACCGUUCGGAGGGGUGGGAAUAAACCUGAACGGGUUGCCUGCACAGAGUGUUUAUGGAGUCGAGUGUGCUGUUUGUGUGAUAUAACACAGGAACUUUCUCCUCAGUGCCGAUUCCAUGUUGACUUAGUUUUGGAGACAGUAAGAAGGAUAUUUUAAGAGAGUGAAAUUGUUAAAGGGUGUUUGUCGCUGGUCACAGCUGCUGAAAUGAGUUUCUUCCUCGUGCUUCAAUGCUACUUUUCCAGUUGGAUGCCGUAUAAGGAGAGCUGUGUUCAGUCUUGAUGAAGAGCAUCACUUCAUCCACUCCUGACUUCUACCUCUACAGACUCUCAGUGGCUACGCUUUUCUACACAUAUUUUCUGUCAUUUUCUUUUUUCAUGAUGAUUCAUUUAUCAAUUUUAUAUCCAUUGUCAAAGCUACCAUUUUUUUAAGGCUUUUUCUCAAGAAAAGGCUGAUUCCUGCCUUUUCCUGCUAAAGUUUUCAGAAAAAUUGUAUAUUUAGGUUUAAACUUUUUCUUCUAUUUUUCUACCAUACAUUUUGUUAGUUUUCUUUAUUCAGUUUAUCUUUCUACUUCUGUCUUCCUCUGCAUCCCCAUCAUUUCUGUCAGAUACACCUGUAUGACAAUAUUUGACUUUAAUACUGUCUCAAGUUUUCUUUAUGGGCACAAACUGAGAAUAAACAACAGUUUUCCUCUGUUUUUCUUCCCGUCUUCAAUUUUUCUUUUCCUAAAAUUUUACCAUCCCUGUUGAGGGCAAAGCUCGAAGCAAGCUUGGCUGCCAAACUUGAAUCCCACUCGGCUGUCUUAGUUGUUUUCUAUUUUGUCACAACAUGUGGUCUACCUUUUUGGUGACCGAUGAGGACGGCCGCACAGUGGGUCCGGCGGCGGCAGGAACAGUGGGAGGUGCACUUGGAGGAGCAGCCCCUGGUCCGGGAGGUUUGACCAACCUGAUGACUGGACGCAGUACGUUUGGGGGGAACAAGCGCCGUAGGACGACGUCAACAGGACACACCAUGAGUGAGGCCCAGGAAGGGAAGAUCAAGUUGGCAUUCUUCGUGGCCAUUGUGGGCGUAGUCCUGACAGUCCUUGGGGUGGGGACAGAGUUCUGGGUGGAGCUGGCCCCUCCCAAGAGUUUCUAUGACAACCAGACAUGUCUGACGGCUCACUACGGCCUGUGGAAGGGCUGCACCAAGACCUUGUGGGUGGCUGAUAUCGACCCAGAGAGAGAGAGCUGUGGACCUGCUGAACUACCCGGAGAAUCAAACUGCACCUACUUCAAGUUUUUCACCACGGGGGAAAAUGCUGUGAUGUUUCAGAAGACAACGCGGAAGAAUCUGAAUGUAGCUGCAGCCAUGUUGGCCUUGUUCAGCUUGUUCCUGAUGGUGAUGGGGGCCAUAUGCAUCACCAUGUCUCUCAGUAAAGAGAUCCUAUUCUUCCUCAAGCCAGCGUCUGUCUGCUUCAUUCUGUCAGGUGUCAUGGUGCUUCUCUCUCUAAUGGUUUUCCACCAGUCUGUCCUGGCCUUCCUGGCCAGCAACCACAUGGUUACUCUUCACCACGAGCUCUCCUGGUCGGUGUCAUGCAUGGGCUGUGCGGGGGCUGUCCUCAUCGUGGGUGGGAUCCUCUUCCUGCUGCUGGCGCUGCCCUACAGCCCCUGGCAGAGGUGUCUCCCUCAGAAGGACAGCAGCAGCUAGUGGCCCGGAGGUGGUAUUGCACUUUAUCUGCCCUUUCUGUUUGUGAGGAGGGAGGGUGCAGAGGGGCGUGGAUGUUUCCCAAAGCCAUCUUAGCAUUGAGAGAUUGCUUUUUCGUUGAACUUAAAGGAAUCACAAGCAUGUUUAUGGGAGUGAUGGGAGAUUCACUGACAUGUACAGAACACUUCCUGUCUACAUCUUGUCACUACAAUAUUCUUGUUUAGUAUUAAAUAUCUUUUUUUUUAUCACUGUUUCGCAGUGAGCCAUUCUGGAUCCCUUACUGUAGAUAAGCACACAUUUUCAUUUAUGACUCUAUAAUUUGACAUAAUAUCAUUAAAAUUUAUCCUGUUAGCCAACAUAGAGAUAGCUAGGUUGUUAAAGCUACAAUGCCAUGUUACAGUGAAAUAUCCCUUUUAAUGUUAUGGAAUAUGGUGAUCUUAAUGCUCAGAUGUGGUUGGGAAACAGUCCUGUAUUGUCUUACUAAUCAUCCUGCAGGGUUUGGAGGCAAUUUACUGUUAGUUCAUUCAAUAAAUCAAUACGUCCUUUGCAUAAUGCAAACUUUUAAAUACUAGCUAUUCCAUUCCUUUGAUGUGAACUCAUUGUCAAACAGUACUUAAUAAAAACACAGUUUUAGAUAGUGUAGCAGCUAAAAGAAGUGAUUUAAGUCAACGGUUCAAAUGUUACUCAUUCUGGGAUGGCUAGCUAACAUGUUAGUAUUUGGCUAACCUGAAUGCUAACAUGCUUAUAAAGCAUGUCAUAAUGAUAUAAUAUUAAAAUGUUGGUUAGUUAAGUUAUCCACCCUUAUUUAAAGAGUACAUUUAUUAUUACUGCUGGUAAUUUAAACCAUCAACUAAUUAACCUUUAUUUUCAUUGAAUGCCUGUUGUCCGAAUGUGCGAACAGUAGGCCUAGAAUUUAUUGAAUCCCCAAGUUAAAGAACCAUUCAAAGUUUUAGAUUUUCAAAUAAGACAUUUUUUUGUGUCUGUUCAUUCUGGGAAAGUCUCGUAGAUGGACAGAUCAUAGGCAAAUUAUUUGGACUAAGUGUACAACAAAUAUAUAACUUUAAAACAACAUUGACUUAAACACUGUAGUUACUGUAGAUCAUUUAGUGCUUUGAUUACUUUCAUCUGUUGGAUCACAGCCACCUGUCUGCUCAGGUAACAAGACCAUCAACACCCUCAAAAACAAAAUCUAUACUGAAUGAACAGUUUAUUGACCUCCAAUCUGAGAACCUCAUUUAAGAAACUCAUUUUUUUUCAGUGAUGUGUGAAAAAAGCAAUAUUAUGUUUGUCCUCAAUACCUUCCUGUCUGCAGAGCUGCCUUUCUACUGUCUAAGUUGGAUGUUUUGUUGUUCAUCAAUUAACAUUGAGAUAGACAUUCAUUUGACAUUACCUGCAUAUUCAUGUGACAGGGCUCUAAUGGUAUAAAUACAUUAAGCUUUUUUUCAUUUAUCAUCUAUUUUCAUUUAUUUUACACUAUAUAUUUAUUAUCUGUGUCUGGUCAUGCAUUGCAUAGGUGAUGCGACAUACAUUUUAAGAAGAGUACAUAUGUAAUAUUUAAAAUUAAGUGUUUGGUAGGUGCUACACUUUAUGAAUUGUUUGACAAGCAGAUACAACUAGAAAACAUUGUAAAGAUUUAUAGUGGAGUAGAGGGAACACUGUUAAAUCAGCUAAAAGUGUGAGAUGCUGCCAUGUUCUUACCUUCAGUGUUUUUCUUGGAUGAUUUAUGUUAGAACAAAGUGCUUGUGUGCGCCUAAAUGGAAGGUGAAUCGUCUCUGCAAGUUUUUUGAACUGAAUCAAUUGACUAAGAAUGACUUCAUUUUAUUAUUAAACAUGACAUGAAUAUUUAAUGUCAUCCUCUCUCAGGUUCCAUUUCUCUCUUAUUCUGCAUUCUCAACACGUUCUCAGCUUACAGUCACUGCCACCUCCAUAGUUGGUUUUAGGAACCGUCCCACUUUACACCUCAUGAUAAAAAUGCUAACCAGCUACAUAUUUGAUAUGUCCUCUUUUUUUGCUGGAAUUUCAUCAGUUUAAAAUGUUAAACAUAAAAUAUUACAUAUGUUAAAGUAUGAAUAGUGAAAUACUACUAGUCAGAACAAAUCAUCAGUCAUCAUUUAGAAUAGUUUCCAUAUUGUAUUUCUGAAAUAUCCACAAAUCUCUGUGAACUAGUCCUAAACUUCUGAAACCCAACAUAAACAACAUUCUUCAUGAACUCUUUGUUGAACAGAUCACUAAAGCCUAUAAAUAUAUCAUCAAAACCGUCCAAUGCAUGAGUUCCCUGUCAGCCCAUGUAACAUAAUGGCUUUUUAUGUAGUGGCAAGGGGAGGGAAACUCGAUUACAGGUGGCAUGUGAGUGGCAUGAUGUGGCAUUAAUUAUUCUUUUUACAACUUUGAAGUUUCGGCAGAGACGGUAUAGUACAUUUCCAUUUGGAUUUAGUCAAAACCAGCCAUUUAAAAUAUGUUUAAAGUUUAUUAAUUUUUAGCAAUGCUGUUGGUACACGUGGUAUUUUGUUUACGUACGUGCAGCACAGUGCUGUCGAUUCAGGUGCUGAAUUUAAAUGGAGCGGAAAUGCCGCCCACCUGGCUCAAACUGGCACUGUGCCGGUCAGGUUUUCGGAGCUCACCUAAUGUUGACACUUUUCUUUGUAAGGAGUAAAUCCUAACAGGCUUUUUAAAUGCAGUACAUAUGUACAAACAAAUUACCCAUUUGAAUUCAAACUAUGAUGAAAAGAAAAAACAACUGUCAUUGGCCAUAAAAAAAUCACGUAUCAGCUACUUCAUGAUCAUAGGAAAUUCCAUCAUUCCUCACUUUAACCUUUUGGAUAUUAGAUUUGUGCCAUUUUCACCCUUUAUAAGACAGUAAACUAUCAAGAGCAGCAGGAAAUGAGAGGAGUGAAAGAGGCUAUGACAUACAACAAAGGUCCAUGCUAAAUUUGAACUCAGGAUGUUGCAGUUGAAUGUUACAUGCUGUAAUAUGAUACAGUACAAACUUAGACUGCCAGACCACGAGUAUGGCCCUUUUACCUUCUUCUUUAUAUGAGUCGUAUACGUUCAAGUCAUAAUUCUGAUAAUUCUGACAGCAUCUGAAGGCAGCAUAAAAAGUAGAUUACAGGCAUUUGGCAAUAUUAUCAUGUUACAUGCAGAGCUGAAUCAUCUUACAUUAUUACUUUCAAAUCAUUCAACCAAUUAUGGUCUUUGGACAACAUUUGGGAUGAUUGUAUGACACUGAAGAUCACUGAGGUAAACAGAUAAGAGUUACAAACAGUGAUAAGAAUGCUUUUAGGUGUGUUUGGAUUUCUCUGACUUGUAGUUUCUGCUCCUCUUCGCCCCCCCCUCCCUCCGCUAACAUUACCGCUGGUUCAGUUCUUGUUAUCUUGCUCAGAGCACAUCUCAGUCACCACGCUGACCUCCUUUCAGGCUCAAGUCUCUCUGAAGUGUCUCCCAUGCUGUUUGGCUGCGACCUCCUGGCUAAAUAUAGACCGUGGCCAAUAGGACUGAGGUAGCAGGAGAAACACAAACCUGAAGACAAGCUGUGCACACAAACACUCUCAAAUUCACUUGUUCAAAUGCACGUGUGCAGUUACAUUCGUUCACACACAGGAUCUCUGCCCUGGGAGCGCAGGAACGCACAAAUAUAAUGAUACACACUUAAGUGUUCACAGCGUGAGCACAA